This is a messenger RNA of Anneissia japonica, 1773 nucleotides long. RefSeq lists its product as uncharacterized. Lineage: Eukaryota; Metazoa; Echinodermata; Crinoidea; Comatulida; Comatulidae. Gene Ontology annotation, molecular function: cytokine receptor activity; hyaluronic acid binding. The coding region runs from base 92 to 1315 and encodes 407 amino acids. Gene Ontology annotation, biological process: inflammatory response; cell adhesion; positive regulation of ERK1 and ERK2 cascade. The transcript has 3 exons. Gene Ontology annotation, cellular component: macrophage migration inhibitory factor receptor complex; plasma membrane; basolateral plasma membrane. The record is from RefSeq and is a predicted model, not a curated record.
UUAGUGCGGAAAGUAAGUUCAGAUAGAUCUGCCAAUCUGUCUUACUGUUAUAAUUAGUAGUUAACCAAGGCCUUUACAACAAUUUGGACUAAUGUCGCCUGCAAGUUGUAAGUUUAUAUAUUUUUUAGCGUUGGUCCACAUAAUGAAAGGUAACAUUCCAGGUUUGAAAUCAGAAGUGUUGACUCUUAUAAACCGUAAUGGUGAUGCUGCAGCUACAUACAUGGCUAAAAUACAGACGACCACCCGUUGUGCGCAGGAAUGCUUGAGGCUAGGAGAUGAAGUUUGUAAGUUUACAAGUGUUGAUAAAACGAACAGAAGUUGUAAAUUCAGUGCAGACAAGAUCGAUAUAGAUACGUUGUCAACUGCUGUGAUACUUGUGUAUGAAGUAACAGAACGUGAAGGAGUAUUUAUAAAGGUGUCGCGCAACGCUGAUUAUGAAGAAGCUUCUGAAGGGUGUCAUCAGUUGAAAGGUUAUCUUGCCUCUUACGAACAACUGAUGUCUGCUGUCAACCACUUCGGAAAGGACGUGACCUGUGAUCAAUGUUGGUUAAUUAGUGGUGAGGUGACUUUCACAAAUGAUGAAACACCAUGUCAACUGGUAGAUCCAGCCAUUCGUUGCAACGUUUAUCCCGACCGUACUACCUUAUAUCCAUGUUUUUACUGUUAUAUCACCUCUUUCAUUUCCGAGGGAAGAGACUAUCAUUCUGCCAGCAGAAUCCUUCACCUUAGUCGUGAUGGCAGCGAAGGUUAUACAUACAAUGAAGCAGAAAGCCUUUGCCAGGGAAAUUAUGGAGGACACCUUGCUCUGCCGAUGGAGGUUUACAAUGCUAGUUUAACCGGUGUUCAGAUCUGCGAAACAGCUUGGUUUUCCAAUGGUAUGCAAGGAGCGCCAUAUCAUAAAGACCAAGAAAUUUGUUGGGGAAAUGUUUUAACCGGAUAUAAAUUUAGCAUUUCUGAUCAUUAUGAAGGAGAAUAUAAGAAAUCAGCUUACUGCUCUCUGGCGAAUCACUUUGUAGAUGAUUAUCCAUUUCCCGCUCAUGGUAUCAUAAGCGUAAGGGGACGUGAAACUUACACGCUGACAUAUUCUGAGGCCUCAAGUCGGUGUCUUUCUAUUGGUGGAACGCUCGCCAAAUAUAACCAGAUGUUGGUAGCACAUGAAGCUGGAUAUCAGUCCCUCUACAGAUCUUGGUUAAAAGAAAAGUAUGUUGUGUAUUCAUGUGUAUUUUAUCCGGAGUGUAGUCCAUAUGGUGUUGAAAAUACAGGAGUGAAACCUACAUACAAAGAAUAUGAUGCGUUUUGUCAUGUUCCCAAAUAAUCUCUGUCGUUUAGACAUCACCGUCAAUCUACCGCUAUUUUUUUUUCCAUUUCUUUCCAUCUUGAGGCAGGAAACAUUAUUAAUCACUUACCAAUCCUUACUUACGUUGUAAUAUUAUAUUUCUCGCAAUGUCAGGUGGGAUCAAGAUAUUUUUCAAUAUUUAACAAAGGAGCUAAUUUCUUUGCUUAGUUUCUAUGAAUAACAUACCGGCACUGCAUGCAAAUGAGGAAAAUUUAACUUUAAGACAGUGGAGUAGAACUAAAAUUCACCACAGUCUUUACUAGGUCUAUGUGCGUUUAUAGUCAUUGGAAUUUAUUGAUUGGUCUAAAUUACAUAUUUUAUUGUAUGCCUUAUCAUAUCCCUAAAAAUAAUGUUAAUCCCAUUUUAGAAGUAUAUAUUAUAUUUUAUAAUCUUUUUGAGCCCAUGAAUGACAUUGUUCAGCUUCUUUUCUCAUGUUU